CAGGCGCGGAUUUUGUAAACAGAGUUUAACAGACCGACGUCGUUCCUUUAAAAGUUUGUCAUAAAUCGUUUAAAACGAGUUAAGGUGCAUUUAUCCGUUGUUUCUUAAGGAAGUGAAGUGAGUCCAACUGUGGCUUCUUGACAAUCUGGUGAAAGUUUAUGUAAGUAGCUUUGUUUUGUGUCACCUCGUUAGCCGACAUGCUAGCAGAUCGGAGAGGCAGCAGCGGUGAAGCCGCUCGGAGGAGAAGCUUCGAGGCAUGAUAGCAGCGCUCCUCUUCUGGAGAUCUGUGCCUCGAUCGGGACUGCAGCUGCCCCGGGUCCAGUGGAAGCGUCUCUACGGCCGGUGCCCGGACCCAUCGCAGGAGGUAGAGAUGAUCCGGAGCCGGGCUCAGAUCAGACGGGUCCUCUGCGUGGCCGAGAAGAACGACGCGGCCAAAGGCAUCGCAGAGAUCAUGUCCAGCGGCAGAGCCAGGAGGAGGGAAGGAUUGUCAAAGUUCAAUAAAAUAUACGAGUAUGAAUAUCAUCUGUUUGGCCAGGACGUCUCCGUGUCCAUGACAUCUGUAUCAGGCCAUUUACUGGGUCUGGAGUUCAAAGCACCAUUUCAGAAAUGGCACAGCUGCAAUCCAGUGCUGCUAUUUGAUGCAGAGGUAGAGAAGUACUGUCCAGAUAACAUGAUACAAAUCAAGCGGACACUGGAAAAGGAGGCGAGGCAGUGCCAGGCGCUGGUUAUCUGGACUGAUUGCGACAGGGAGGGAGAAAACAUCGGUUUUGAAAUAAUCGACGUUUGCAAAGCAGUGAAGCCCAAUUUACAAGUCUUUCGUGCAAAGUUUUCCGAAAUCACCCCAAACUCCAUCCGGCGAGCUUGUGAGACUCUAACAGAACCCGACGUUAACAUCAGUGAUGCUGUCGAUGUCCGCCAGGAGCUGGAUCUGAGAAUAGGUGCAUCCUUCACUCGAUUUCAGACGCUUCGCCUGCAGAAAAUCUUUCCAGAGUCGCUGGCCAAUCAGCUGAUCUCAUACGGGAGCUGCCAGUUCCCCACUCUGGGCUUCGUGGUGGAGCGAUUCAAGGCCAUUCAGGCCUUCAUACCCGAGAAUUUCUACAAGAUCAAAGUGCUCCAUGAGGUGGAGGAGGACAAGGUGGAGUUCAGCUGGAAAAGACACCGCCUCUUUAACCACACAGCUUGCCUGGUGCUCUACCAGAUCUGCAUGGAGGAUCCCACCGCAACGGUCACCUCAGUGUCCAGCAAACCCAAGAGCAAGUGGAGGCCGCUGCCUUUGGACACUGUGGAACUGGAGAAACUGGCGUCUCGGAAACUGAGAAUAAGCGCCAAAGAGACCAUGAAAAUAGCAGAAAAACUCUAUACCCAGGGGUUUAUCAGCUAUCCCCGCACGGAGACCAACAUUUUCCCAGAGAACCUUGCUCUGGGCCCUCUGGUGGAGCAGCAGACCCACAGCCCGGCGUGGGGGGCUUUCGCCCAGCGCGUGCUCGAACAGCCGGGGGGUCCCAACCCCCGACAGGGCAAGAACUCGGACCAAGCCCAUCCUCCGAUACACCCCACCAAGUUCACAAACACACUGCAGGGUAAUGAAGCCCGCGUGUAUGAGUUCAUCGUCCGCCACUUCUUGGCGUGUGUGUCCCAAGAUGCUUUGGGGCAGGAGACCGUGGUGGACAUCGACAUCGCCCAGGAGAAGUUCUCGGCCUCGGGGCUCAUGAUCAUCGCGAGGAACUACCUGGACGUUUACCCGUACGACAGAUGGAGCGCAAAGGUGAUCCCUGUGUACGAGCAAGGCUCCCGCUUCCAGCCCUCGGCCAUCGAGAUGGUGGACGGUCAGACCAGCCCUCCACAGCUGCUCACUGAGGCCGACCUCAUAUCGCUGAUGGAGAAGCACGGCAUCGGCACGGACGCAACCCACGCAGAGCACAUCGAGACUAUAAAGAGUCGCAUGUAUGUGGGCCUGACGGCUGACCAGAGGUUUCUCCCCGGAGAGCUCGGCAUGGGCCUCGUGGAGGGUUACAAUUCGAUGGGAUAUGAGAUGUCGAAACCAAACCUGCGUGCUGAACUGGAAGGAGACCUGAAGCUGGUUUCAGAGGGCAGGAAGGACAAACGCAGCGUGCUGCAGCACCACAUCCUCAAAUACAAGACCGUCUUCAUCGAGUCUGUCAGAAAAGCAAAGAAGUUGGACGAAGCCCUCUCUCCUUACCUGGGAGCAGCUGUGGAGAUCCCCGAGGCGGAGCAGCAGGACAUGGAGAUCCCGCUGCCCGUCAGGAAGUGUCCCCAGUGUGGCCGAGACAUGGUGCUGAAGAAGAGGAGGGAGGGGAACAGUAAGUUCCUGUCGUGUGUGGGCUACCCGGCCUGCAAGACGGCCGUUUGGUUUCCCGACGCGGUGCUGGAGGUCAGCAGAGACGACGGCGUCUGUCCCUCCUGUCAGCCGCAUCCGGUUCACAUGCUGAAGUUUAAGUUCCGCAGAGGCAGCCUCCCUCCCAUGAUGCCUCUGGAAUUUGUGGGCUGCAUCGGCGGAUGCGACGAGACGCUCAGAGAGGUGCUGGACCUGAAAUACCUCCGAGCAGCAGGAGGAGGAGAUGAUCCUCAUCCACCUCCUCAAAGGCCUCCCAUAGUUCCGAGGUCCAAUCCGCGGCCCUCACUCCCUCCCGUGCCCUCCUGGAGCUCAGAGCAGAGGCCUCCGCCUGGCGGUGGCGGCGGCGGCAUCAGCGUGGGACCCGGCAGCGAUGCCAUUGUAUGUAACUGCGGUCAGGACGCGCUGCUCCUCACCGUGCGCAAAGACGGACCAAACCAGGGCCGGCAGUUCUACAAGUGCAACGCCAGCAGCUGCAACUUCUUCCUGUGGGCGGAUCAGUCCAGUUCGCACUGCCAGGGACCCCCGGCGGCGUCCCCGAGGGUCCCCCAGCCUCCCAGGUCCACCCUGGCCUUCAGGAACACCUCGGAAGGCGGCGGGCGGCGGGACGACGGGGGAUCGGGGCAGGUGGUGUGCAGAUGCGACGAGGCGGCCGUGACGCGCACCGUGCAGAAGGACGGACCCAACAAAGGCCGCAUGUUCCACACCUGCGGGAAGCCGAGAGAGCAGCAGUGCGGCUUCUUCCAGUGGGCCGACGAGAACGUCCAACCCACCAGUGGCUUCGGUGGCGGAUUUAACGACGGAGCCGGACGGAGGAAAGAGAGGAGGACGGCGGGAGACGCCGCCAGACCCCCCGCCGCCAGGAAGCCUCGCACCUGCGGCAUCUGCCACAUGCCGGGACACACCCGAGCCACCUGCCCCCAGCGGUGACCGGAGCCCGGAGCAAUUCAACACCGUCAUAUUUUAAAAUAAUACUUUUAGAUAUUUAAAGUGCCUCUGAACAGGAAGUGGACCUCUUCUUCUGGGACGAUAUAAUUCACCGAAGCCCUGAGAUCAUUAGAGCUGAUCGGAUCUUUUCUGAAAAGGAAAGAGAGUUUUUGGUUUAAAGGUUAAAGUUGACCAAUCUGUAGAAAAACCCAGCAUGAGAAGAAAGCGCUUUGAAUUGUUUCUGCUUGAUUAAUAAACAAGUUGUAUU
This is a messenger RNA of Salarias fasciatus (jewelled blenny), 3548 nucleotides long. It is a transcript of the gene top3a, whose product is annotated as DNA topoisomerase III alpha. Bases 257 to 3283 code for a protein of 1008 amino acids. The record is from RefSeq and is a predicted model, not a curated record. Gene Ontology annotation, molecular function: DNA topoisomerase type I (single strand cut, ATP-independent) activity; zinc ion binding; DNA binding. The transcript is spliced from 19 exons. Gene Ontology annotation, biological process: DNA topological change; DNA recombination; DNA repair. Gene Ontology annotation, cellular component: RecQ family helicase-topoisomerase III complex; chromosome; nucleus. Lineage: Eukaryota; Metazoa; Chordata; Actinopteri; Blenniiformes; Blenniidae.